This is a messenger RNA of Canariomyces notabilis, 960 nucleotides long. RefSeq lists its product as uncharacterized. Gene Ontology annotation, cellular component: mitochondrial outer membrane. Bases 41 to 589 code for a protein of 182 amino acids. NCBI's taxonomy places the organism in Eukaryota, Fungi, Ascomycota, Sordariomycetes, Sordariales, Chaetomiaceae. The transcript is spliced from 4 exons. Gene Ontology annotation, molecular function: nascent polypeptide-associated complex binding. The record is from RefSeq and is a predicted model, not a curated record.
UCUUGAAUAAUACGCUUCCCGUCCUACUACCACAUUGAACAUGUCGUACGCCGAAAUCGCCUCCAAAGGCCCCAAGCAGACUCCCGAGGAGGCUGCGGCACCUCAACCGCCCCAGGUCGAGUCUACCACAAGCGCGAGCACCUCGUCGCUGAUUGACGUGGACGCGCCGUCGGUGCGCACCGUGCCGUCCGACUUCGCCGAGCAGGACAUCCAGACGGACACGCAGGCGGCGCGCGUCGAGCGCGAGGAGCAGGCCGCCGAGGAGGAGGCCGAGGUCCGCGCGCGCGCCGAGGCCGACCUCGCCCGCAAAAAGGCCCGUGCCGGCAGGGCUGCCCGCCGUGCGGAUAACUGGCUCACCAAGCACCUCGAGAGCAUGGGCGAGGGCCCCGCCCGCGCUGUGGCCGCUGCUAACUUGCUGGCUGUUGUGGGUUUGAGUGGAUGGCUGGGAUUCAAGGCGUGGGCGCUGUAUGAUAGGGGCCGACUGGGGUGGAGGGAGAUGGGGAUUGGUCUUGGAGUGUUGGGUGCUGUUGGCGCGGUGGAGGGUGUGUUUGCCAAUUACUUCUACAAGGCCAGGGCCAAGGAUCAAUAGGCGGUUGGACGAUCAUGCUACGUCUGCAUGCUACGUCUGCGCGCAGGUCGGAAUGGCAGCGAAAGGGUUGGGUGUGUUUGAUGCCUCGCUUGUCGUGACUCCGGAUCCAGUUCACCAAGGUCAUGGCUAUGGUUCUAUCUCCUCUCCUUACUUGUAUUCUCCUUACAUCCCUUGUGCAUAGUGUCAUGAGACAUGUCUCCAUACUUGUCUAGUGUAUCUCAAUCGAGCUGUUUUUCACGACGACCCGCAGUGACGCAAGCGUACGGCGCCAAGGAGCAAGGGCUACCGGUGGAGAUGAGGGCCAUUCAGAAAUCUCGGGUCCGAACAGUGCAACCAUUCAUGCCUUCUGAGAAACCAUCAGAGCUCUCUAG